CGGGACCAGAAGAGGAUGUAGGUUUCUCAUCGCCAGCAGCAGCUUUUAGCGGGUCAAGUGAGCCAAGGCCAAGCUGUUCCAUCGUGCCAGAAGAAGCAGCUUUGACAGAGGAGGAUACAGGUUGUCAGAUAUCGGAGGAUACGACCCUGAGCACAAGCCAGGCCGGACAAGCUAUCCCCGGGCGUGGAGGAAGAGGAGCAGGGCGAGGCUAGAAUCGUGGCGGCUGUGGAAGUGGGACAGAUGGCCUUUUUACCUAUCCAACUGACAGGACAUUAUGCAACAAAUGUGGAUGCAAAAGAUUGAAGAUGGACGAGGCAGAGAAGUACCAACAGAGACUGCAGGCGAUCACUGAGAAGCGUCGUCUGCAGGAGGAACAGGAGAGGGCCAAGAGGGAGAUGGAGGAGGAGCGGCUGAGGCUACAGCAGCUCAAGAGGAAGUCUCUUAGAGACCAGUGGCUGAUGGACGGCCCCUCUUCCCCCACAUCCUCAGAGCCUCGUUCCCCGCUGUGGGGCUCCCAGGCCCAGGAGAUGGAGCAACACAUAGACAAGUUGCAGACAGAGAGUCAACGGUUAACGGAGGAGGAGGAGAAACUGGAGCAGCAGAUGGAAGAUGGCCGAGCUAAUGCAGCGGUGGCGGUGGUGGAGGCUACAGCAGAAGCAGACCAAGCAGUUAUCUUGGAGAAUGGACAGGAAGAAGUAGAGGCUGAAUCCGCUCUCCUCUGCUUCCUGUCUUCGAGCCAAUCAGCUCCUGCUGCUGCUCUAGGCUGUGAGGACCUCCUUAAGCCCAUGGAUCCACAACGACUAGACCAGCAGCUCUUGGGAAGAUGGGCCCUCGUCGUAGACAGUGUGAGCCACCCCUGGUAUUACUCAACCAAAUUAGCUCUCAAGAGAGAAGACAGUCACCAUGGAGUUUACAUCUGCUACCAACACCAGAACCGGAACCGGCAUGGCGGCUGGUGCAAGUAG
Molecule: messenger RNA, 965 nt
Organism: Oncorhynchus gorbuscha (pink salmon)
Lineage: Eukaryota; Metazoa; Chordata; Actinopteri; Salmoniformes; Salmonidae
Product: palmdelphin-like
Exons: 9
Coding region: 306-965 (219 amino acids)
Biological process (GO): regulation of cell shape
Cellular component (GO): membrane
Source: RefSeq, a predicted model, not a curated record